Messenger RNA from Alternaria triticimaculans, 1851 nucleotides. RefSeq lists its product as uncharacterized. The record is from RefSeq and is a predicted model, not a curated record. Gene Ontology annotation, biological process: translesion synthesis. Lineage: Eukaryota; Fungi; Ascomycota; Dothideomycetes; Pleosporales; Pleosporaceae. Gene Ontology annotation, molecular function: damaged DNA binding; DNA-directed DNA polymerase activity. The coding region runs from base 1 to 1851 and encodes 616 amino acids. The transcript has 2 exons.
AUGAUCGACUACAAUGUCAGCAUUCUCAACUCUAAUGACCUCAGCACCACGCCCGAUCUGCUGCACCUCCGAUUGGCUCUGGGAAGUCAUUUAGCACAUCACAUACGAACUCGAUUCGAGGCAGAGAAGGGCUACACGGCCACCGUUGGCAUCUCUACCAAUAAGCUUCUGGCAAAGCUUGUUGGCAACACAUAUAAGCCCAAUGCUCAGACUACAUUAGUCCCUCCGUAUACGAUUGAUGAAGACGAUGAGACUAUCGACAACGUGACUGCCUUCAUCGACGAUCACGAAGUCGGCAAGAUUCCCGGCAUAGGGUUCAAGAUAGCACAAAAGCUUCGUACCCACCUACUGCAGCGACCGGCUGAAUUUGAUGCUGGACUGGUGUAUGGUGGUACUAAAGAGACUGUCCUUGCCCGCGAUGUAAGGACGCAUCCCGGAAUCGGUCCGGAGACGUUGGAGCGGAUACUUGGUGGUCCGGGCGUACCACAUGGCACCGGGACCAAAGUGUGGGGUCUACUGAACGGCUGUGACGACACAGAAGUCGGCCAAGCACGCGAGAUACCGCGUCAGAUCAGUAUCGAAGACAGCUACAUGCGCUUAGACACACUCGAAGCCGUGACCCAAGAGCUGCGCAUGCUAGCGAAAAGACUGCUCGAGCGAAUGCACACCGAUCUCCUAGAAGAAGAUGACGACACGCCCGACAUAUCCACGGCUCCCACUUCCGCCCCUUCAAAGCCUAUGAAGCGCUGGCUCGCUCACCCGAAAACACUCCGACUAUCAACCCGACCACGGGCGCCUCAAAACCCAGAUGGCACCCGCAAUCGGUCCUUUGCACGUAUAUCCAAAUCCGGACCCAUGCCAACGUUUGUCUUCAGCCUAAAAGACGAUAAUAAUAAUACUAUGGAUGCCGUGGUUGAGAAAUUGCUGCAAGAGACGUUGCUACCGCUGUUUCGCAAGCUGCAUCCGGAGAAGAAGGGAUGGAAUCUUAGUCUGGUUAAUGUUGCGGCGACGAAUAUGGCGGAUGUGGCGAGGGAGAGGGGUGGCGUGGGGAGGGAUAUUGGGAAGAUGUUUAGGAGGCAGGAUGAGGUGCUUAGGCAGUGGAGGGUGGAUGAUGAGCCUGCACCUAUUCAAAAAGAAGAUCUUGUGAGUGACGAGCAUGCUGAAGCAGAAGAAUCGCCAUCGCCAGAUGAACCACCGGCCUGGUUGACGGCAGCACGGCAGCAACGACAGGAAUAUAUGAUGGACGAAGAGCCAUCCAUGUUUGAAGAAAACCUGGUGAGUGAACAGCAGGCUCAAGUUGAAGCAUCUCCAUCACCAGAAGAAGCACCCUGGUUACAAGAAGCAAGGCGGCAACGGCAAGAAUACAUGAUGGACGAAGAGCCAUCGCUGGACGAAGAAGAUUUCGUCAGUGAACAGCAAGCUCAAGUCGAAGCAUCUCCAUCACCAGACCAACCACCCUGGUUGCAAGAAGCAAAGCAGCAACGAGAGCAGUACAUGAUGGAUGAAGAGCCAUCUGUACUCAAAGAAGAGGUGGUAAAUGAAGACCAAGCUCAAGCAAGAGAAUCGCUAUCCCCAGAAGAACCGCCCUGGUUACAGUCAGCACGCCAACAACGCAUGGAAUACAUGAUGGACGAGGCUUGGCCGACAGGUGAGAUUAUUCACAGGCAAGGUUCUGAGGACUUUCCUACAGCAUCACAGAAGAUUGGAUCUCCUGUGGAUGUAGAGGAUGUCUGGGAAGACGAUGAGGAAGAUAUGACAGAUGCCGAUUCUUUCCGCUGCGAAGAGUGUGGUGCUGUUAUGCCGAGUUUUGCUAUGGGUGCGCAUUGGAGGUGGCAUGGUAUGAUGGAUUAG